GAGGUUCUCGGUGCGGGUUCAGACCCCGGAUGUUUCUGUUCUUCGGUACUUCAGAGAGCAAACCAGUCCUAUGAGGGAGGAUCUGUGGAGUCUGCAGAAGGUGAAGAUCUGGAGUCGCAGAUGAAAUGAUCGCUGCGUAAAACUUCCUUCUCUUCACUCCAAAGAUGCAGCUCCUUUUGGUCACCGCCGUGCUCCUCUUCCUCAGACAGUCUGCACGCGCAGAGCCCAAACUAAAGUGUCCGACCCGCUGUGACGUCAGCACCUGUCCAAGUCCCAGCUGCCCCAGCGGCUACGUGCCGGACCGCUGUAACUGCUGCCUGGUGUGCGCGCAGGCGGAGGGCGAGCCGUGCGGGCGCAAGGACGACCUGCCGUGCGGGGACGGGCUGGAGUGCAAACAUCCCGCGGGAAAACGGAUCAGCAAAGGCUUCUGUCAGUGCAGGUUCAGCAGCCAGGUGUGCGGCAGUGACGACAGGACCUACGGGAACGUGUGUCAGCUGAAGGCCACGAGCAGGAAGAACCUGCAGCAGGGACUUCAGGGGGUCACCCAGAUCCACAAGGGACCGUGUGAGACCGGCACAGGUCCUUCACACCCGUCCAGUCCUCGGUACAAGUUCAACUUCAUCGCUGAUGUGGUGGAGAAGAUCGCUCCAGCUGUGGUCCACAUCGAGCUCUUCCUCAGACACCCUCUGUUUGGGAGGAACAUCCCUCUGUCUAGUGGGUCAGGGUUUGUGAUGUCAGAGAAUGGACUGAUUGUCACCAACGCCCACGUCGUCUCCAGCACCACACCUGUGUCCGGUCAGCAGCACCUCAAGGUCCAGAUGCAGAAUGGUGAUGUGUACGAAGCCAGCAUCAAGGACAUCGACAAAAAGUCUGACAUCGCUACCAUCAAAGUCAAUCCAAAGACCAAGUUGCGGGUUCUGUUUCUGGGCCACAGUGCAGACCUGCGGCCUGGGGAGUUCGUGGUUGCGAUCGGCAGCCCCUUCGCCUUGCAGAACACCGUCACCACCGGCAUUGUCAGCACGGCUCAGAGGGAUGGGAAGGAGCUGGGCCUCAAGGACUCCGACAUGGAUUACGUCCAGACGGACGCCAUCAUCAACUACGGGAACUCAGGAGGACCUCUCGUCAACUUGGAUGGGGAGGUGAUCGGCAUCAACACUCUGAAGGUUGCAGCAGGAAUCUCUUUCGCCAUCCCCUCCGAUAGGAUCACCCGCUUCCUCAACGAUUCACUGGACAAGUCAAGCAAAGAUGUGAAGUCCAUAAAGAAGCGCUUUGUGGGGAUCAGGAUGCUGACCAUCACCCCAGCGCUGACUGAAGAGCUGAAACAACAGAACCCAGACUUCCCCAACGUCACCAGAGGGAUCUACGUCCACGAGGUGGUCCCUCACUCACCUGCAGACAAAGGGGGAAUCAAAGAUGGAGACAUUAUUGUGAAACUGAAUGGCAGACCUAUGACGACCACAGCUGACCUUCAGGGUGCGCUGCAGGAGGAAUCGACUCUACUGCUGGAGGUCAGGAGGGACAACGACGACCUCCUCUUUAACAUCCAACCUGACGUCAUCAUGCAGUAAACACCUGAGACUCUGCUGCAGAGGAACACCUGAGACUUUGCUUUAGAGUCAGAUGAACACCUGAGACUCUGCUGCAGAGUCAGAGGAACACCUGAGGAUCUACUUUCUGUGGAAGAACAUGCCAGAGGAUGGAAACACAGCUGUAAAGGACUGUUCUCAAACAUAUCCUCUAACACCUGGUGACUGUUACCUUUAAAUAGAUCAACUGAUGGAGGUGAAGCUUUCUCUGACUUGCUGAGCUUUGAUCUCUGUCCUCCUUCUUCAUUUUUGACUUUGAACUAAUGCUGUAAGUUUUUUACCUGUGGACUCGUUUACUGUACCUUAACCUUCAUCACAUGAUGUCAGUGUGAGGUGACAUCACAGCAACACGACUGAGGACGCUCUGAUGGAGGGAUCUCACUUCAAUGAAACAAACGUGAAGUUAGGGAUGAAUCAUCCUCAGCUACACGCUCCUCAGGUAUCCACUGAACAGCUGACCUCAUCUUUCUCACUUUAAAGAGACUCAACCUGUCCUCACCUGAAAGAGGGUCAACCUGAGGCCCUGGCAGGGUUUGGACCUGGUCUAGACCACCAUAUACUGCUGGUGCUGGUUUCAGGUCAGACCUUUAGGCCCUGGUUCACUUGGAGUCUAGAGACUGGUUCCUGGAGGGUCUGUGGCCCCCUUUGAGUGAGUUGCCUCACCUGAUGAUGUGUUCUUUAAACACCUGGAUGAUCUGAGUGAGAUCAGGUCAAACCUUCCUCUCUGUCCGUUUGUUGGCGCUCAGUAAGAAGGACUAAAUAUAAAUAAGGCAUAAUGUAUGAUGAGCAGGUGGUUAUGGGCGAUAGAAUCCCUUUGCGUCUGGUUUUUGUCUCACCCUGAGAGAUUCUAUUUCCCAUAACUACCUGCAAACAAUACAUUGUCCCACUCAUUACCCGGCUACUAACUUAAGAUACAAACACGUUGUUAAAAACAUUGAUUAAAGAUGAUUUUAUUGAUCUAAAAUUAUUUUAUAUUUACAGUUUCUAUA
Notolabrus celidotus (New Zealand spotty) is the source of this 2575-nucleotide messenger RNA. RefSeq names its product HtrA serine peptidase 3b (gene htra3b). The record is from RefSeq and is a predicted model, not a curated record. The transcript is spliced from 10 exons. Gene Ontology annotation, biological process: proteolysis. Gene Ontology annotation, molecular function: protein binding; serine-type endopeptidase activity. Lineage: Eukaryota; Metazoa; Chordata; Actinopteri; Labriformes; Labridae. Gene Ontology annotation, cellular component: extracellular region. The coding region runs from base 165 to 1568 and encodes 467 amino acids.